AUGUUCAAGACACUCACCACUGCUUUUCGAAAACCCCAUCGCCGCAUGGAAGCUGAUGCAGAAUUACAAACUAUGUACAUGCGCCCUGGUGACAAAUUUCCUGAAUUCCUAGCCAGGUUCCUGUUGCUAGCGAGUGAGGCCGGGAUCCCUGAUGAUCUAUACAAGAUUGAACUCAACAGACAACUCACUGAUAAAGUCAAGGAGUUGUCUCUUCCCUACAUUGGUGAUGACAAGACUUUUGAUGAAUUCACAGCCUAUGUGGGAAUGGUAGUCCAGUGCUUGAAUACCAAUGCCCAAGAAGCCAAACGCCGCAAUCUGAGUCAGAACUCUCGCAACCACUCCAACACGAAUCCCUCGAAGGCUCCCAACAGCUCAGGCAGUACCAAGCUUGACGACAAUACACAACAGGAGCUGAUGAGCCAAGGCAAAUGCUUCCACUGCAAGGAGACAGGCCAUGUGUUCCGGGACUGCCCCCGUCGGAAAAAGAACAAUAACAUCACCCAACUUCGCAAGAUCGAAGCGGUUCCUGAGUCAUCGAACAACAACUCAGGAAAUGGGGAUGCCUAG
Molecule: messenger RNA, 567 nt
Organism: Aspergillus chevalieri
Lineage: Eukaryota; Fungi; Ascomycota; Eurotiomycetes; Eurotiales; Aspergillaceae
Exons: 1
Coding region: 1-567 (188 amino acids)
Molecular function (GO): zinc ion binding; nucleic acid binding
Source: RefSeq, a predicted model, not a curated record